Molecule: messenger RNA, 759 nt
Organism: Penicillium longicatenatum
Lineage: Eukaryota; Fungi; Ascomycota; Eurotiomycetes; Eurotiales; Aspergillaceae
Product: SDR family NAD(P)-dependent oxidoreductase
Exons: 9
Coding region: 1-759 (252 amino acids)
Molecular function (GO): oxidoreductase activity
Source: RefSeq, a predicted model, not a curated record
AUGCCCUACUCCCUUCUGGGCCGAAACGUCUUGGUCAUCGGUGGAUCCCGAGGUCUAGGUGCCAUUGUUGCCGCCAAGUUUGCUGCCGAGGGCAGCAAUGUCGCCAUCAACUACAUGUCGAGCAAGGAAGCGGCCGAGAAAAUUGCUGGGGAUCUUGCGAGCAAAUACAACGUUAAGACGGUCGUGAUUCAGGGUAACGCUGGAAAGCAGUCUGAAGCUACCAAUACGGUUAGAACGGCCAUUGAACAACUGGGAGGUCUGGAUGUUGUGAUUUCGAACGCCGGUUGGACAAAGAUGACCAACUUCGGGGAUUUGGAUGCUAUGGAUGAUGAUGAUUGGGACAAGUGCUGGAAUAUCAAUGUCAAGAGUGGCCUUUAUCUGUUCAAGGCUGCCAAACCGACUUUAGAUGCUAAUCCUGAGGGUGGAGCAUUUAUUAUGACUGCCUCGGUCGCGGGUCUUAUCCCUAGUGGCAGCAGCAUACCAUACGCUGUCACCAAGGCGGCUUUGAUCCACCUGAUGAAGUGCCUUGCGCAAACCCAGGGCUCCAAAAUCCGCGUGAACGCCGUGUGCCCCGGGCUCAUGCUCACUGAAUGGGGUCAGCAGUUCACUCAGGAGAAGAUUGAUGCCAUGUCAGACAAAACGACACUGAAGAAGCUGCCCGAGGUGGAGGACGCUGCGGAUACAUAUCUGUCGAUUGCAAAGAACUCAUCUAUGACUGGGGCAACAGUCCAAAUUGAUUCCGGAUUCGCGAUCCGGUAG